Messenger RNA from Caenorhabditis briggsae, 810 nucleotides. The transcript has 3 exons. The record is from RefSeq and is a predicted model, not a curated record. NCBI's taxonomy places the organism in Eukaryota, Metazoa, Nematoda, Chromadorea, Rhabditida, Rhabditidae. The coding region runs from base 1 to 810 and encodes 269 amino acids.
AUGACAACAGAGCAGCACCAACAGUACACUCCGGAGCACACGGUUCCGGUGCUUCUCGAGGAUAUCGCUGACACAAAAACCGAUACGAUUCAAUUCGGCAAAGUCUCCCUGGUUCGAAUUCAGCUCAGAGCCAUAGUCGAAUCCAUCAGGUUCAAUGACAGCGACGCCGAGUAUAUUGUGACAAAUGAAGCGAGAACGCAUCGGAUGAUGGUUCAGAAAAUUUAUACGCCAGCGUUCCCUCGUUCCCGUUGCGAAGAGUUCAUCGUCAGCGACAACGUAGCAAUCUUCGGAAAAAUCCGGGUCAAAGAGGACGGAACCGCGUUUAUCAAUGCGCUCGGCUUGAAUGUGAUCGGAUGGGAUGAGAACACCGCUGCACUGCCGACAAAUCAAUCCUCCGUGGCUCAUCUGAAACUGGGACUUCACAAGAAAACUGGAGACGUGUCUCGAUUCCCAAUCGACCUACUCGAGCCGUCUGCCGCUCUGGAAAACAACGGAGGCGUGUGGCCGUCGGAGAUCGAGGAUCUGGCGGCGGGAUUAGUGGUCAAGAAGGCGAAAGUAGAGGAGGAAUCGAGUUCAGAUGAAGAGGAGGAUUCUGAUGGCUCAGAUGAAGAGGAGACAGAGUCAGAGGAUUCUGAAGAGGGAGAGGAAGAAGAGGAUUCAUUUGACGCAGGACCCGCGGCGUUGGUCCAAGAAGAAAGUCAGGUUCUAGAAGAUUCGUUCGAUGCUGGACCGACGACUACUAUUCCAGAAGCUGCUGAGAAGCCAAAACAAGAGGAAGAAGUUGUCUUCGAUUCUUUUGAAAAUGCCUAA